UUUCCCCACUUCUUUUCUUUCCAGCGCUAGUCCUGUCCUGGCAAUUGGAAUUGGUAUCGAUAAAUGUUUAAUAAUUGUGCGUUUUUCCUCUAGGACGCCAUUGAAGAGUAAAGAAAGCUUUACAAACAAUGUGGGCAAAGCUGAAACAAUCUAUGUCAGGAGACGACGACGACGACGGGGGAGGAGGCGACGCUUUAUUGGACGAUGAAUCCGACAACUUUUUCUCUCUUUCUCAAACUCAGAGAAUUUAUGCAUUCGCUGCGUGUUUGCUCGCUGGAUUGGUUUGUAUGUUCCUGUCGAUGAUUGUCUUCACAAAACCAAUCAAAUUUGCCUUGUUAUUCACCUUUGGCAAUGUUUUGGCAGUUGGAAGCACAGCCUUCCUUAUUGGCGCUGGGAAACAAAUGAGAAUGAUGUUUGACUCCGCCCGAGUUUAUGCAACGGCUAUUUAUCUUGGAUGUGUUGUUCUAGCACUCAUCUGUGCUCUUUGGAUACAUAGCAAGAUUUUAACAAUACUCGCAGUCAUUGUCGAGAUCUGUGCCCUUGUUUGGUAUAGUUUGAGCUACAUUCCUUUUGCUCGGAGAAUGGUGUCUGAAUUGAUGAUCCGUUUAUGUGACACCGAGCUUUAGACGAUGCAAUUGAAGAUGUUCCUUUUGUUAACAAGAAGAGUCUUGAUUUUAUUUUUUUUUAAUCCAAUUCUCUCUUUUCUUUUUCUCAUCUUUGGGAUCAAUUAAAUAUUUGAGUGACAGGGAACUUGUACUCCGUAUUCCAAUAUCUGCUUCUCUUCUUGAUGACGAAUUGUUCCCCGAGUUGACGAACUUUUUUCUGGUUUUUUUGUUAAAAUUUCUUUUGGGGUCGAGCAACUUCUACAGGUAAAACUGUGUUACAGAGAAAUGUUCACUAAAGAGAGGGUUGUUAGGGAGAGAUUGUAGAAUGAUUUUGUUUUGAGUAUGGAAAUAAAUGCUAUUUUAGGAAGCAUUUAUAGAAUAUGUGAUUUGUUUUAGAAAUGGUGUUGUAAUUGUUUUCUUUUAAAUUGUGCUUUGUAGUUAAAAGCGAUAUUGUGUUGGGUUAUGACUGAAAUUAUGUGGAAUAUUAUAUAA
Molecule: messenger RNA, 1097 nt
Organism: Morus notabilis
Lineage: Eukaryota; Viridiplantae; Streptophyta; Magnoliopsida; Rosales; Moraceae
Product: vesicle transport protein SFT2B
Exons: 6
Coding region: 129-626 (165 amino acids)
Biological process (GO): vesicle-mediated transport
Cellular component (GO): membrane
Source: RefSeq, a predicted model, not a curated record